This is a messenger RNA of Erinaceus europaeus (western European hedgehog), 2008 nucleotides long. It is a transcript of the gene IRF1, whose product is annotated as interferon regulatory factor 1. NCBI's taxonomy places the organism in Eukaryota, Metazoa, Chordata, Mammalia, Eulipotyphla, Erinaceidae. Bases 140 to 1111 code for a protein of 323 amino acids. The transcript is spliced from 10 exons. Gene Ontology annotation, biological process: regulation of transcription by RNA polymerase II; immune system process. Gene Ontology annotation, molecular function: DNA-binding transcription factor activity, RNA polymerase II-specific; RNA polymerase II cis-regulatory region sequence-specific DNA binding. The record is from RefSeq and is a predicted model, not a curated record. Gene Ontology annotation, cellular component: nucleus.
UCGAGUCCAGCCGCCCCGCGGCCCGCGCAUCCUCUGCCCGCUGCCCCCCCGGGAGCGCGCUCCCCGCGCUGUCUUAGCAGCCCCCGCCACGCCGGGACCCUUGGGUGCCGCUGCCGCUCGUGCCGGGUGCAGAGCCAACAUGCCCAUCACUCGAAUGCGCAUGAGACCCUGGUUAGAGAUGCAGAUUAAUUCCAAUCAAAUCCCAGGGCUGAUCUGGAUUAAUAAAGAGGAGAUGAUUUUCCAGAUUCCGUGGAAGCAUGCAGCCAAGCAUGGCUGGGAUAUCAAUAAGGAUGCCUGUCUGUUCCGGAGCUGGGCCAUUCACACAGGCCGAUACAAAGCUGGGGAAAAGGAGCCAGAUCCCAAGACAUGGAAGGCCAACUUUCGCUGUGCCAUGAACUCCUUGCCAGACAUUGAGGAGGUGAAGGAUCAGAGCAGAAAUAAGGGCAGCUCAGCGGUGAGAGUAUAUCGCAUGCUCCCACCUCUCACCAAGAACCAGAGGAAAGAGAGAAAGUCCAAGUCUAGCCGAGAUGCUAAGAACAAGGCCAAGAGGAAGUCAUGUGGGGACUCCAGCCCUGAUACCUUCUCUGAUGGACUCAGCAGCUCCACUCUGCCUGAUGACCACAGCAGCUACACAGCGCAGGGCUACAUAGGGCAGGACUUGGACCUGGAGCGGUCUCUCACACCAGCACUGUCACCGCGUGUCAGUAGCACUCUCCCUGAUUGGCACAUCUCAAUGGACAUUAUGCCUGACAGCACCAGUGACCUGUAUAAUUUCCAGGUGUCACCCAUGCCCUCCACCUCUGAAGCAGCAACAGAUGAGGAUGAGGAAGGGAAAAUACCUGAAGAUAUCAUGAAGAUCUUGGAACAAUCUGACUGGCAGCCAACAAAUGUGGAUGGGAAAGGGUACCUGCUUAAUGAACCCGGCAUCCAGCCCACCUCUGUCUAUGACUUCAGCUGCAAGGAGGAGCCUGAAGUCGACAGCCCAGCAGAUUUUGGAAUGAACAUACCACGUGUCUUCGCAGAUCUGAAGAACAUGGACUCCAACUGGUUGGAAAAUAUGUUGACUCCCGUCAGGCUGUCUUCCACCCAUGCCAUUCCUUGUGUGCCGUAGCUGGGCCUCUGGCCCCCUUUCACUCUGUAUGCAAACAGGACCUAGCAUCAUGGUGGCUGUGGUGCAGAGAAAUGGGACUCCUGUGGGCCCCUUAACAGGGCAAAAUGUGCUCUCACUGCCGAGUGAGGAUGGGGCCUCCCUCCUUGGGGCAGUGGCCUCUCAGGACUUGGCAGGCCAGAGCCUGGGCUCAUCUUGUGAAGGUAAAGCUGGUCCUGUCUCCCUGGAAGAUGGAGUUCUGAGGUUGAUGUGUUGGAUAGGCAUCUCAGACAAGAGCCAGCUACCAGCUUUUCUCUGAGGUCAGCCUCCGAAGAUGGUCUUAUUGUCACUGAGCUGGCCUGAGGGAAUGGGCCAGUGACCUCAGAUAGGCAUAACACCUGCCCUGGGGCUGGCUCAGCACUAACCGACAAUUGCACUAAGUGAAUUUUGUUCCCAAAGAAUCGCCUCCCUUCCCAGUUGAGCCCUGGGGACUAUUCCAAAGCCAGUGAAAUGUGAAGGAAAUAUGGGGUCCUACAGGACUGUGUUCCCUCAAAGGAGCCUGUCUUACUCCCUGCUCAGGCUGAGGAGCUUGGGAAAAAGAAAAAAGAACAAAAACACAACCAUGGCACUUUUUCUUGUGGACUUAGCACAUUUUUAAUCAAAGGUGUACACUAAUGUUUUCCCCCAAGCUCUUGGCCUUUGCAUUUAUUUAUACAGUGCCUUGCCCCCUCUCCCCUCCCAUCCACUGGCCCCCUCAGGCCCCAGAAGCCCUCAGCAGGCUCAGGGAGGGUAGUGUGAGCGCUUUGGUAUGGCUUUUAAAAUUGGAAACUCCAUCUCACCACGAAGUCAUACAUGACCACAUAUGUAUAUGUAUGUAAAUAUAUACAUUUUGUCUUUUUAUAAAAAGUUAAUUGUUUAUAA